UAUGUUUAGAUAUGAAGAAGAAUUUAAAAACAUGUUAAUGUUAUAUAAGUUAAAAAGGGAAAUAUAUAGUGGUGGUGGAUCAUAUGAUUUAGAAGGAAAUUAGAAAAAGAUUGGAUAAUGGGUUGAAUUGGAUGAUUACUUUGAUUAUCUUAGAGGACUUGCGUACAAUGGUGAAUAUAAUAUAAAAGGUUUAAAAACAUGUAUUUGGCUGAAAAUGGAUAUAAAGUAUAAUAUAAAAAAGGAGAAAAGAAAUAUGAUGAUUGAAAAUAACAACACAUUCAUAUUUUAAAUCCUUUUAUUAUCAAAAUUUAUUAUAAUAUAUAAAGUAUAAAAAAAAAUACUUUUAAAUCUUUAUUUUAUAAUUCAAACAAUAAAAGAUUUUCAAGUAUUUUACAGUUUAUAAGAUAAAAAGAUUGAAUAGAAGUUAGUUCAGAAAAGCUAAUUGAUUAAUGUUUAUUAUGUAAAGAAGAUUGGAUUUAGGAUGAAUACUUCUACUAAAAUUGUAAUCCAAUUUGAUGAAAUAAUUAAUUUAAGGAUAGAACAAUAUAAUGAUGGAAAUAAAUUCCCUAUGACGUUUGUUUUAAUUCUAAAUUUCAGUGUAGUAAAUGUAAUAGAGAUUCCUCAAAUUGUUAAAUUGGUUAAUGUUUGA
Molecule: messenger RNA, 649 nt
Organism: Paramecium sonneborni
Lineage: Eukaryota; Ciliophora; Oligohymenophorea; Peniculida; Parameciidae
Source: the annotation of a GenBank genome assembly